Molecule: messenger RNA, 2160 nt
Organism: Paramacrobiotus metropolitanus
Lineage: Eukaryota; Metazoa; Tardigrada; Eutardigrada; Parachela; Macrobiotidae
Exons: 5
Coding region: 1-2160 (719 amino acids)
Biological process (GO): protein phosphorylation; mitotic cell cycle; intracellular signal transduction
Cellular component (GO): nucleus; cytoplasm
Molecular function (GO): ATP binding; histone H3T3 kinase activity
Source: RefSeq, a predicted model, not a curated record
AUGUACUGCAAACCUAGUAAACGGCUGAACCCCCAGCAUCGCAAGAACAAAUACCAGCAGACUGCCUUUAAGGCAGGGCAGGUGGAGGCCAACAAAAAGCGGCGCGAUGCUUUUUACCGGAACAACCCGCAGUUCGCGCCGAAGGCUGACCUCACCGCGCCCGCGCUCCCCACUAAUCCCGGAGACGGAAUCACAGCACCGCCUCGCAGGACUGCAAACAACAGCGGGAAUGGCCAGCCAGUCUCCAAUCAGCACGCGAGCGCCGACGCUGCGACAGCUGAACCAGUGACUGAACCUUCAAACACAGCUCCCCGCCCACGGAUGCGCCGCAAUGCGAAGUCUGCACCGGCCGCUGAGUUCUCUCCACGGGUCACGCGAGGGCGCGCAGCGAUUCAACAACCAGCUGCCGCUGUCUUAAACCCCGGCCCUGUCCCUCCUGUACCGUCGGUCCGAGAGAAGGCAUCCGCACGAAAUCCAAGGGCGUCGCCGCAUCGUCCCAUUGCCAGGACGGGAGCAUUGCCCCGUGGCGAUGUGGAAGGCCAGCGCGCUGUCGCCCCACCACCGGCAUUGUCAGCUGCAGCGUCGACAGCAGCGCCCCGGCCGCCCGGCACAAGGAAGCGGAAUGCGGCCGCUCAGCCGGCGAAGAAGGUUCCCGUGGUGCCCGCUGACCCGCAAGACCCUCAACAAGAACCUCGAACUCUCCACGAUACACCUAGACCUCCUUCACCUCGUCGGACGCGCCUUCAAGAACGGCGUAAUCAAGAACCGGUGUCGUUGCCGAUACGCAAAGCCGUUAAAGAGUGCGGCGUGGCUUCUACUACACAGGUUUCGGCAAAACCGAAUCGGGUUAGCGGGAAGGAAAAUCAGCGGCACAAGCGCGCCGACCAGGAACAACCCACUGGGAUAGAAACAUCGUCCUUGCCAGUCGACCGCGUCGAUCCGGCAAAAGUGUCACGUCGUGCAGGACGGGAGCCCGGUCUGGUCGGCGACGUCGCAAAGGUUGUCCCGGCUGUGCAAAACUCUGCGGAAGAUCGUGUGUUGGCCCAAGCGCGACGCUCACCGCGGCCCACGGUGGGAACGGAGUUGAACGAAGAAGCCCAGCACGAUCUUCUACGGAUGUGUGCUCCAGCAUAUGUCGUUAACACGGGCGAAUUGUUUUCCGACAUGAAUGUGAAGCGGCUGCGGAAAGUCUCAGAGGGUUCCUAUAGCGAUGUCUUCAGUGGGCGUCGGGGCAAUGAAACGCUGAUACUGAAGAUUGUCCCAGUGGACGGGGUUUUCGUGAGAGAAGAGAAGCACGAGAAUCAACUGCAGACAGCGGACCUGCUUGCAGAAGUUCAGAUUUCGUUUAAACUCUCCGCUGACCUGCUCUCCCCCCGCGGCACCCACUUUGCGCCAAUAUUCAUACGGACUCAUUUCGUGACUUUGGCCCAAGGCCCAUACCCCAAAGAGUGCCGCAGACCGUAUAAGAACUUCGCGUCGCUAUAUCCUGACCGUGCCAUCAAUCAAGACCCAGAAACCUAUCCUCGGGACCAGCAGUACGUCGUUAUAGCGUUAGAGAAAGGCGGAGUCGACUUGGAAGGGUUUGAGUUUGAUAGCAUCCGGCAAAUUCUCUCCGUCUUUCGCCAGCUGGUGAUUGGAAUCGCCAUAGCCGAGGAUAAGAUGCAGCUGGAGCAUCGAGAUCUCCACCUUUCGAAUAUCCUCGUUAACAAGACCAGUAAAAUCUUUGUGGAUUUUAAGAGUGAGGGAAAUCGGUACCGGAUUCCCACCGAUGGCGUCCAAGUCCGCGUCAUAGAUUGGACUAUUUCGCGGUUAAAUGACGGAGAGAAGAUAUUCUUUAAAGAUCUGUCGACGGACCCGGCAAUCUUUGAAGGGGAGGAAGGUCAUGCGCAGUCUGAGGUCUACCGCAAGAUGCGGACGGCUACCGGAGAAGACUGGAUGGGAUUCCAUCCUAGUACCAAUAAGAUCUGGUUGGAAUACAUCCACCAAGUACUGGUCGUACUGAGUGAUGGGGAGAAGGUGUCAGCCGCUAAAGAACAACCCGACCGGACCGCUCAGAAGCAGCUGAUAGGGGUGACGCCUCUCUGGCCGACCGUCACAUCGGCCGCCGAUUUGGUGACGAAAGCUGCCAAGGUUUUCAAAGAAGUUACGGUGAUUCGUUGA